AUGAACGGACAUGUUUAUACGGUUUGGUUGAUGGUGGCGUUGCUGAUGUACUGCUGCAGUUGGGGUGUUUUGGCUGGUACCGGAGGUGAUCGAUCGUGCCAGACGCGUGCGGCAAAACCACAACCGGGAAGCUGUGUUCCGGUGUCCAAGUGUCCGACCAUCAAACAACACUUGCUGCGGUUGCAAUUCCGCUCAGCAGACCUGUUCGAGGCGUUCCUCCGUGAGCGUGCCUGCAGCUAUGGCAAGGAUGGUACGCUUCAUGUGUGCUGUACAACGUGCUCAGAUCGCCGGAACGCUUUGCCGCCAAACGAAGCCCUCGAAUGUCCGGUGGAUUGUGUCCCAAUCGAGGACUGUCCAGCGGUGUUUGGGCGCAGUAUGGUGCUGCAGAAACGAUACGAUCGUGGCCUUCACAAUCUGCUGAGGAACAGCUUCUGCUACGAGCAGUCCGGUCAGUUGUUUGUGUGUUGCGCACCGGAGCGUUUCGUCAACCAGAGCACAACCGGACAUCGGCAGUUGGCCAAGCGUGUCAGUUGGCAGUCCUGCGUGACUCCUUUUGGGGAUGACGGAAAAUGCGUUCCACCGAGCCGCUGCGCCAUGGUGGACGAUCCGGAAACGAUCGCGUCGGAGUUGGAGGCGUUCGCGAUCGGGUGUGAUCCUGUCGCGAACCAAUCGCAGCUUUGUUGCACCGAAUCGCUGCUCAUCUUUGAUCAGGAAGCGGGAAAAGAGUGCGAAACGAGUGCUGGUGUGGAGGGGAUGUGUAUGGAAUCGGAACGCUGUCUGGAUUUCAUUGAGUCGGAUGAAAAGGACGCGUAUGUUCGACGAAACUGGUGUUACACGAACCUGCAGCAGGUGGACUAUUUGUGCUGUCCUCAGGACCGCAUUAAGGAAGCCCCUCAGAUCGAUUUUGGGAUCCGCGCUGGGGAAGAUCCUCCCGCUUGUUCGACGAUCAUCAAACGGCCCGGUUUUUGUGUUCCUUUAGCCCAAUGUGCUCCAGUGGCUCGACUGCUCAGGCAGAUAUCCGCACGAGGGACGACGGCAACCCCGGACGAGGCAUUGUUUCUUCGAAAUUCGAUCUGCACCACACCGGAAGGGGGUACCGGUUAUCACGUGUGCUGCGAUGUAACAGCCGUCCAAACCACGACAACUCCGGCUCCUACAACCUUGCCAGCGACAUCCGCUUCACCAACAACUCCAGCCAACAGUGUGGCCAACCACGCCAACAUGCGUUUAUUCGAUCGAUCCAACUGCGGCAUGCCGGGAACGAACAACAAGAUCGCAUUCGGUCAACAAGCGCGUCUGUUCCAGUAUCCCUGGAUGGCAAUGAUCGUGUACGCAUCCAGCACGACCGGUACGGAAAGUUCUGACUGCGCCGGAACCGUCAUCAACGUCCGUUAUGUCCUCACGGCGGCUCACUGCAUCGACGGACAGAUGGAACGAAUGCGGUACGUGCGUGUCGGUGAGUAUGACACGCGCACGGAUCCGGAUUGUGAAGAGGACACUUGUGCCGCUCCGAUUCAACGAUACGGUGUGGAGGACGCCAUCUUUCAUCCGAACUUUACGCGCAUAGUGCGAUCGGGACACGACAUCGGAUUGCUGCGUUUGAACCGUUCGAUCGACUUCAGCUCUGGCGAUGUGACUCCGGUGUGUCUUCCAUUCACCAGCGGAUUGAUGGGCUUUGAUCCGACGUUAUACUGGAUUACGGGCUGGGGACUGACCGAACGACUGGAAGUUAGUCCGGUGUUGCUGCAAGCACGCAUUCCGCCUGUAUCAUGCAGUCUGAGCAGCUAUGCCAUUUGUGCCGGGUUUGGAAAUGCCACGCUGCAUUGUGAGGGUGACUCCGGAGGACCUAUGAAGGCGCAGGUUCCGGAGUACAACUUCCGGUUCGUGCAGUACGGUGUUAUUUCGGCUGGACCUCGGUGUGGUGCGCAAGGAGUACCUGGCAUCAGCUCGCGGGUUUCAUUCUUCAUGCAGUGGAUACUGGACAAUAUAAAACCAUAA
Anopheles nili is the source of this 1998-nucleotide messenger RNA. RefSeq names its product serine protease 7-like. Bases 1 to 1998 code for a protein of 665 amino acids. Gene Ontology annotation, molecular function: serine-type endopeptidase activity. The transcript is spliced from 5 exons. Gene Ontology annotation, biological process: proteolysis. The record is from RefSeq and is a predicted model, not a curated record. Lineage: Eukaryota; Metazoa; Arthropoda; Insecta; Diptera; Culicidae.